Meriones unguiculatus (Mongolian gerbil) is the source of this 2480-nucleotide messenger RNA. It is a transcript of the gene Hpse2, whose product is annotated as heparanase 2 (inactive). Gene Ontology annotation, cellular component: extracellular matrix; membrane. The transcript is spliced from 12 exons. Gene Ontology annotation, molecular function: hydrolase activity, acting on glycosyl bonds. Lineage: Eukaryota; Metazoa; Chordata; Mammalia; Rodentia; Muridae. The record is from RefSeq and is a predicted model, not a curated record. Bases 51 to 1829 code for a protein of 592 amino acids.
AGUCACCAUCGAGAACCAGUAGGGAGAGAAGUUUAAAUCAGGGGGAUUUAAUGAGGUUGCUCUGUGCUUUCCCUGAAGCCAUGUCCUCCAGCAGCUCCUGCCCCCCCUCGUGCCUAGCCCUGGUGGCUCUCUUCUUGGCUCUGUUGCUCCAUUUCUCCCUCUCCUUCCACGCUGGAGACAGGAGACCCUUUCCUGUAGACAGAGCUACAGGUUUGAAGGAAAAGACCCUGAUUCUACUUGAUGUGAGCACCAAGAACCCAGUCAGGACAGUCAAUGAGAACUUCCUCUCUCUGCAGCUGGAUCCUUCCAUCAUUCAUGAUGGCUGGCUCGAUUUCUUAAGCUCCAAGCGUCUGGUGACCCUGGCCCGGGGACUCUCGCCCGCCUUUCUGCGCUUCGGGGGCAAAAGGACGGAUUUCCUGCAGUUCCAGAACCUGAGAAAUCCGGCGAAAAGCCGCGGGGGCCCGGGCCCGGAUUACUAUCUCAAAAACUAUGAGGAUGACAUUGUCCGGAGUGAUGUUGCCUUGGACAAACAGAAUGGCUGUAAGAUUGCCCAGCACCCUGAUAUUAUGCUGGAGCUCCAGAGAGAGAAGGCAGCUCAGAUGCAGCUGGUUCUUCUGAAGGAGCAAUUCUCCAAUACUUACAGUAACCUCAUAUUAACAGCCAGGUCUCUAGACAAACUUUAUAACUUUGCUGAUUGCUCUGGACUCCACCUGAUAUUUGCUCUAAAUGCACUGCGUCGUAAUCCCAAUAACUCCUGGAACAGUUCUAGUGCCCUGAGCCUGUUGAAGUACAGUGCCAGCAAAAAGUACAACAUUUCUUGGGAACUGGGUAAUGAGCCAAAUAACUAUCGGAGCAUGCAUGGCCGGGCGGUAAAUGGUAGCCAGUUGGGAAAGGAUUACAUCCAGCUGAAGAGCCUGCUGCAACCCAUCCGGAUUUACUCCAGGGCCAGCCUGUAUGGCCCCAAUAUUGGACGACCCAGAAAGAACGUCAUUGCUCUCCUAGAUGGGUUCAUGAAGGUGGCAGGAAGCACAGUAGAUGCAGUUACCUGGCAACAUUGCUACAUUGAUGGCCGGGUGGUCAAGGUGAUGGACUUCCUGAAAACUCGUCUGUUAGAUACACUCUCUGAUCAGAUUAGGAAGAUUCAGAAAGUGGUCAAUACAUACACUCCAGGAAAGAAGAUUUGGCUUGAAGGCGUAGUGACCACCUCAGCUGGAGGCACAAAUAAUCUAUCAGAUUCCUAUGCUGCAGGAUUUUUAUGGCUAAACACUUUAGGAAUGUUGGCCAAUCAGGGCAUUGAUGUUGUGAUACGACAUUCAUUUUUCGACCACGGAUACAACCAUCUGGUGGACCAGAAUUUUAACCCAUUACCAGACUACUGGCUUUCUCUCCUUUACAAGCGUCUGAUUGGCCCCAAAGUCCUGGCAGUGCACGUAGCUGGGCUCCAGCGGAAGCCACGGCCAGGAAGAGUCAUCCGAGACAAACUAAGGAUCUAUGCUCACUGCACAAACCACCACAACCACAACUAUGUCCGUGGCUCUAUUACACUUUUCAUCAUCAACCUACACCGAUCAAGAAAGAAAAUUAAACUGGCCGGGACUCUCAGGGACAAGCUCGUGCACCAGUACCUGCUGCAGCCCUAUGGGCAGGAAGGCCUAAAGUCCAAGUCAGUGCAGCUCAACGGCCAGCCCUUAGUGAUGGUGGACGACGGGACCCUUCCAGAACUGAAGCCCCGCCCCCUGCGGGCCGGCCGGACACUGGUCAUCCCUCCAGUCACCAUGGGCUUUUAUGUGGUCAAGAAUGUCAAUGCUUUGGCCUGCCGUUAUCGAUAAACCACCCUGUGUUCCUGAGCUGCUGGUGGGCCUGCUGGACUGCUUUCUACUCUUCCACCCUAGCACCCUUACUCCUCAACAUCUUCUUUAGCAACCAGCCUCUACUCCCAUGAUGCUGAGGCAACAUAGACUCCCCAAAGAUACAAAACAUCAUAGAGUGAGCUUAGCCUAGGUAGGUGGCAUCCGUCCCUGAGGAAAAUGUAGACAUCCUCUGUUCCUAUGCAAAGAUAAAGGCGUGUGUUCACACACAAACAGGCUGACAGCAAGUGUCCAGAGCAGUGUUUCCAAACAGCUGCCUAUGGUCCCGAUCAGCAGUGUAACCAGCUGCAACCCUCAGGCCCUAGCCUACUGCUGCUGCCCUCAGCAGAAGAUGAGGAGGGGAAAGCAAGGUGGGAGGGCUGCUGCAAAUCUAAUCCUUUUUUAAGUCCUCCUUUGUCUGUUUCCUGCUGCUGCCUUGGGUUUCCUGACACCUCUCUUCCCAGAGGGAGCAAAUGGGUGAGUCAGCGCUGGCCUGCUGGGUGAGCUGUUUAUAUAAUUUCCUGGCUGAUGUAUGAGUGUCUGCAUCUGGGUUUCUGACAAUGGCAUCCAUCACUGGCUGGUCCUCCGGGAAGCGGGUGCUUCCCAAGUAGAAUUACAGUCAUCCCCAGCAUU